GCAGCAGUCUUGGCCAGUGAGAGUAAUGGUUGGUGAAAAUGACAUUCGCAAGGUCAUUUUCCAAGAAAAGCCCAAUGAUGUGGAAGAACUCAUAAGUGAGUUGAAGAAACGGCUCAAUCUGCCAUACGACUUCAUUCUUCACUAUCAAGACCCAGAUUUCAACAAUGCUUUUUGCAACGUCUCGGAUGUCACUGAACUGCCUACAAGACCAACACUGAAGAUUAUCUCGCUUGAAAAUGUUAUCCUCACAUUGUGUCCAAGCAGCCCUUCAUCUUCAGCAUGUAACCUGUCUACAGCAAGUUCUUCUGACACCGACAUUCUUCCACACCCUGAGAACACUUCACGUGACCCAUGGCCUUCUACAUUUGAGGUUCCAUAUUUCUCUGUGGAUAUUGAAUAUAGACUGAGACAGGGAAACCUUAUUUACAUGAGAGAUGGAACACGCAUGUCACUGACACGAGACAUGAAACAUGACAUUUUGCAGAAGCUAGCAGAGGAGAUGUAUAAAUACACAGCUUAUCCCCAAGAUGAACAUUUCACUAUUGUUGCUGAGGCACUGAUUGGCAAACACCCAUGCCUUAAAGAGCCAGGAUCCACCAGGGCUUGCAAUGGCUGGAAGAACAGCCUAAAAUUCAAAAUGGGUAAUCUCCGGGCAAAACUUCGUCAUUGUGGAAUGGCAGAUGUGUCUGUCAACAGUAAUAAAAAAAACAAACAGAACCCAGAUGCAGAGCCAUCAGGAAAAAAUCUUAAGAGACCCAGGAGAAGUGAGACAAACUUCUUACCAAAUUUUCCACAGGGUGAGGAUGGAUUAACACUUGAAAACUCGAGACAGAUCAUGGAAAAUGAAAUGAAGAAAAGGUCCCCAAAUCUACUCUAUGUGAAUCAACUCAUGAGCCAAACGUUCUCAUUGAGACGCAAAGAAAUCGUAGAAGAGCAACCCUCUGUAAAGCAGAUGUUGGAACGCUGGCCAGCUCUUUUUAGGAAACAACAGGUUUUUGCUGAGUUCACCCGAGUAGCAAGUAGGGAUCUAGAGCAAGACUUCUUUGAGUCUUUGGACCGCCACACCCCACGUUUCCUUGAGAUCUUCAAGUCGAAGAAGGGAAUCAUUGGAACUACACUUUCAGAGAUUCUUGGCCAAGUUGAAAAAAGGGACUCGGACACCAUGGCAGACUUAAGCCAGGUUCCCGUGGGGAUAUUGACAGUUGUUCCUGAAGCAAGUCAGCAGCCAGAUCCAAACGCUCUACAUCUGGAACCAUCCAGCAUUGGCAUCAUUCUGGAGGGUACAGUUGUUAUGGAUGACAUUGAAAGCCAUGACCAAGCAGUUUGCCUUAUGUUUGGACUAAUCUACGCCCUUCAUCUUGAUUAUCCAAAACCACUCAAAAACACCUUUGACUUCAUUCAGAGAGUGCUGCUCAGUCUCGGUGUAGGGAACCUCAGGCCAAAACUUCAGAGCUUGAAAAAUGCACUUUUGCUGUAG
Molecule: messenger RNA, 1477 nt
Organism: Melanotaenia boesemani (Boeseman's rainbowfish)
Lineage: Eukaryota; Metazoa; Chordata; Actinopteri; Atheriniformes; Melanotaeniidae
Exons: 3
Coding region: 26-1477 (483 amino acids)
Source: RefSeq, a predicted model, not a curated record